Molecule: messenger RNA, 1902 nt
Organism: Penicillium canariense
Lineage: Eukaryota; Fungi; Ascomycota; Eurotiomycetes; Eurotiales; Aspergillaceae
Product: putative alpha-amylase
Exons: 9
Coding region: 1-1902 (633 amino acids)
Biological process (GO): carbohydrate catabolic process
Molecular function (GO): starch binding; calcium ion binding; alpha-amylase activity
Source: RefSeq, a predicted model, not a curated record
AUGAACAGCCGUCUUGUAUUGGCGGCCGCGGUGUUCCUUGCGGAGGCCGUCGCCGGUCUGACACCUGCUGAAUGGCGCAGUCAGUCGAUAUACUUUCUUCUGACCGAUCGCUUUGGGCGUGAAGACAACUCUACUACAGCCGCAUGCGCCGUGAGCGACCGGAAUUAUUGCGGUGGUAGUUGGCAAGGCAUUAUCAACCAUCUGGACUAUAUCCAAGACAUGGGUUUUACUGCCAUUUGGAUCACGCCAGUCACAGAACAGCUCUCUGGAGACACUGGGGACGGCGAAGCGUAUCAUGGUUACUGGCAACAGAAGAUAUACGACGUGAACACAAAUUAUGGCACUGCUGCUGAUCUUCUAGCGCUCUCUAAUGCUCUGCAUAAUCGGGGGAUGUAUCUCAUGGUAGAUGUGGUGGCAAACCACAUGGGAUAUAAUGGGGCUGGAAAUACUGUUGAUUACAGUGUCUUCAACCCAUUUGACUCUUCGACUGACUUCCAUUCAUACUGUCUGAUCAGUGACUACUCCAAUCAGACAAAUGUGGAGGACUGUUGGCUAGGUGACACUACUGUCUCCCUUCCGGAUCUCAACACGGCACUUGCUUCUGUACAGACCAUCUGGUAUAACUGGGUGGCUGACCUGGUAUCUAAUUACUCCAUUGAUGGCCUGCGUAUCGACACGGUCAAGCACGUCCAGGAGUCAUUCUGGCCGGGCUAUAACAGUGCAGCGGGUGUCUACUGUGUAGGGGAGGUCUUUGAUGGCGACCCCUCUUACACAUGCCAGUAUCAAAGUUAUCUUGACGGUGUUCUAAAUUAUCCCAUCUAUUACCAACUGCUGUACGCAUUUGAGUCUUCUAGUGGCAGCAUUAGCGACCUAUACAACAUGAUUAACUCUGUUGCUUCGGAUUGUUCUGAUCCAACCUUGCUCGGAAAUUUCAUCGAGAACCAUGACAACCCACGCUUUGCUUACUACACGGAUGACUACUCUCAAGCAAAGAAUGUUAUAUCGUUUCUCUUCUUUUCUGAUGGUAUUCCUAUUAUCUACGCCGGUCAGGAGCAACAUUAUAGUGGUGGUAGCGACCCUGCUAACCGGGAAGCAACUUGGUUGUCUGGAUAUGACACAACCGCCGAGCUUUACGAAUACAUAACCUCCACAAACAAGAUCCGCAGUCUAGCGAUGUUAUCGGACACUUCCUACCUUACGUCCAAGAAUGACGCUUUCUACACUGAUAGCAAUACCAUAGCGAUGAAGAAAGGAUCCAGCGGCGAGCAAGUUGUUACGGUCCUUUCCAACUACGGAUCCUCGGGCAGCUCGUAUACCUUAACUCUGAGCGGAAGUGGCUAUUCUUCCGGCACCCAGCUAAUGGAGAUGUACACCUGUACUUCGGUUACCGUGGAUUCCAGUGGAAAUAUCGCCGUACCAAUGGCGUCUGGGCUACCCCGAGUUUAUAUGCUGGCCUCCUCGGCAAGCUCACUUUGUGGUUCUUCUAGUUCGACGACAACCUCGGCAUCGUCGAAGACCGCAACUGCCACAGUCGCAUCCACCUUAACCACUACUACCUCCACCAGCACAAGUUGUACACAGGCCACUGUUCUACCUGUCUUGUUUGAAGAGAUUGUGACCACUUCCUAUGGACAGGACAUCUACAUUUCAGGCUCGAUCAGUGAAUUGGGUAGCUGGGAUGUGGAUAAUGCUGUCGCCCUCUCUGCAGACGAAUAUACCUCGUCCAAUAAUUUGUGGUAUGUUGUCGUGACGAUCCCAGUGGGAACCUCCUUCCAAUACAAAUUCAUCGAGAAGACGGACGGAUCAACCUCCGUAACAUGGGAGAGCGAUCCGAAUCGUUCGUAUACGGUGCCAAGCGGCUGCUCAGGGUCAACAGCGACCGUAGCAGCGACAUGGAGGUAG